This is a messenger RNA of Pollicipes pollicipes, 1473 nucleotides long. RefSeq names its product serine proteinase stubble. The record is from RefSeq and is a predicted model, not a curated record. Gene Ontology annotation, molecular function: serine-type endopeptidase activity. The transcript has 6 exons. Gene Ontology annotation, biological process: proteolysis. The coding region runs from base 36 to 1460 and encodes 474 amino acids. NCBI's taxonomy places the organism in Eukaryota, Metazoa, Arthropoda, Thecostraca, Pollicipedomorpha, Pollicipedidae.
GCAGUCCAGUCCAGUUCCCACAGCCGGCCGUCGGCAUGGCGCACCGGGCUCUCUGCACACUCAUGGUCAUCGGGCUCAGCUGGGCUCCGGCUUGCGGUCAAGACAUCGUGUUCGGCAGGCCCUUCGACAAGCCCGUGUCAUCAUCGUCCUCCUUCAUUGAAAUUCCGGCGAAUGUGCCCGGCAGCGACGUGGUGCUUCUGCGCGGCGGCGACGGCCAGUCCGACUGCCGGGACCCCGACCGUCAUCUGGGCCGCUGCGGCGUGUUCCAGGAGUGCCGGCCGCUGACCAGCACCCUGCUGCCGCUGACCACGGGCAGCGUGCGCUACCUGAGGCGCUCGAUCUGCCGCUUCAAAGGCGGCCAGGCGAUCGUCUGCUGUCCGCACGACCCGCCACGGCUGGAGGCGACCACGGCGGCGCCGCCCUCGCUCGGCGACGAGUCGCGCCCGACGCCACCGGCGCCGACGGAGCCGGGCCCGACGGCAGGGAGCGGGACGGAGACCGCCACCGAGUCCGGCGCGGGCGGCGAGGUCAAGCCCACCGAGCCCGCUGAGGUCGAGACCAGCACGGCCGCAGCGACCGAGGCGGCUGCGACGACGCCAGCUGAGCCUGAGGACGAGUCCGCGGUGCCGCCGACCGGCACCGAGGCCCCGGUGCAGGUGGUUGACGCUGUGCCCGGCACCGUCCAGCCGGACGCCUCCACAACGUCCGCGUCCCCCGAGCCCUCCUCGGAGACGAUGGCGCCGGACGCCGACUCGGCUGGUGCCGGCGCUGACUCGACAACGGAGGCUGCGGUGGAGGCGGAGGCCACCGCGCCGCCCGCCGAGAUGAACACCGCGCCGCCCGCCACCACCACUGCCGUGGUAGACUCCACCACCCCCGCCAGCGCCGGGGACACCACCGGGGAGCCGGGAGCCGGGAGCGCGGAGCCGGGGCAGACCAACGGUCUCCGACUGGAGGAGGACGGCAGGGGCGAGCCGGUCGCCCCGCCGGGUCUGGACACGUGCGGCUACAGGAACGUCAGCGCCAACCGCAUCAUCGGCGGUCGCAUCGCCGAGCCCAACGCCUGGCCAUGGCUGGCGGCUCUCGGUUACGAGUUUACGGAGAACAAGAUCGAAUUCUUCUGUGGAGGAGCCCUGCUCACAGACCAGCACGUUCUCACGGCCGCCCACUGCAUCAAACCGGAGCUAAAGACGGUCCGGCUCGGAGACCAUGACUUGUUCAACGAAACCGAAGUGAACACCGUGGUUGAACACCCGGUCCUGGCCAGCUUCCCUCAUCAGGAGUACAACAAUCGUACCUUAUUCCACGACAUUGCCAUCAUCAAGCUGCGAACUCGUGUGAAACUUACCGACGCUGUGCAUCCUGUUUGCCUUCCCAUUGUUCCUGAGAUGCGAGAGUUGAAUCUGGUCAGGAAAACGGCCUUCAUCGCUGGAUGGGGGACCACAAAGUUCAGUAAGUGAAAAAUGGCAUGAG